AUGUUCACAGAUUUUAGGUCAGUAUUCACACGUCUGACUUUAAAACAUGAAGAAAUAAGAAUGUUCAAUGAUUUUUUGUAAAAACCGCCUAAAACCUAAAACACCUGAAAAAUUCCGACAGUGCCGCUCUACCGCAAUCCCAUUCGAAAACUGACCGCGGCCGCGAUGUUUUCGCGAUCCAAUUUAAAUUUAAAUUUUUAUUUUUUUAAAGUACUUUUUAGUACUGAAUUCACGUGGAAAGCAGUAGAGCGCGUUUGUCUGACUUCUACGGCUGCAAUACUUUCUUUGCUUCCACUGGGCUUAUUUACAAAAAAUCACUUGAGAAAUCAGAUUCUCUGGGAACUCGAUCGCAAUCUAAUUAGAAAACUUUGCAAUAGACUAUAGAGCGAAAUAGAGCUUUUUCUUAUUAGAUUGCAAACUCUUCUAAUUAGAUUGCAAUCGAGUUUCCAGAGUUGUUCCUUUUUUGUUGAAAAACUCUAAUCGUUCGAAUGUAUAAUUCUUCUUCAGAUAUAGACCUGGUGACGUCCUCAUGGUUCGACCGUAUAACAUGAAGGAAACUAUUGAAAUCGCUAUAGAAGCCCUUGGAUUCUCUGAAGAGCUCCUCGACAGACCAGUGAAAGUCAUGAAGAAUUAUGAAUUUAUCAAAAGUCCGCCAUAUUAUCUACUUGGAAGUAAGAAGAGAACAAACGUAGUACUUCAUUUACUAGACCUCACUUUUUCAAAGAUAUAACCACUCUACGAAUUUGUCUCGAACGAUACUUCGAUCUUCAACAAGUGCCAAAAAGAUCGUUCUUCGAAAUGCUUUCGUAUUUUUCUAAAGAUCCAGCUGAGAAAGAGCGGCUAUCAGAAUUGGCAAGUUCAGAAGGCAUUGACGAUCUUUACGAUUAUGCUAGAAGGUCCCGCCGAACGUCAGCCGAGGCGCUCCGAGAUUUCCCAAACACUGCGAAAAAUCUGAACCCAGAUCAACUUUUUGAAAUUCUCCCGACAAUUCGGCCUCGUGCAUUCAGCAUCGCGUCUGCUCCAAAUAUGUCUAAUGUCGAAUUGCUUGUGGCAAAAGUGGAAUAUUCAACUAGACUAACAGAUAAACGACGGGGAUUGUGUAGCACAUUUAUUUCAAGGCUGGCCCCAGGAGAAAAGGUUAUCUUAGAAAGUACAUUCAAUUUAUCGCUCUGGUCAAGAUUGUCUUGCCCAUUCGGUGUUAGCAUGUGCUUUCCUAAUUGCAAUAAAAUUGGCCUGAGUCUAGAUAGACCGAAAAGAUGAGAGAUAAAUUGAGUGUAAAAUAAUAUGAAGUAGUAGUUUUAUUUAGGUUUUCUGCAAAAUACGUUCGGGAACGUUCAAGUUCCCAAGCCCUCAACAGCCGAUAAUUUGCAUCGGUCCUGGUACCGGCGUCGCUCCUUUCAGAAGUCUUUUCGUGGAACGGAGCCAAUUGUAAGCAUUCGAUAAUAGUUUUUCAGAUUUAUCACGAUUUCGUUUGUUUUCAGAGUUGCUGAGGAGAAUAGUCUCCUUUUUUUUGGCUGUCGAAAACAGCGCAGUGAUUUCUACUUCAGAGAUGAAUGGGAAAAGCUGUAUGGUGUGGAGGUUGUGACUGCAUUUAGCCGUGAUUCUGAAAAAAAGGUGAUUGCCGAAUUUCUCCUACUGAAUUUCAUCUUCAAACCCACAGAUUUAUGUGCAACACAAAAUUGAAGAACGAGCAAAGCAAUUUAAGCGUCUUUUGGAGCUUGGAGCUCCAAUUUUUGUCGCCGGAAGCUCAGGAGACAUGCCCAAAGCAGUCAUCAAUGUGAUAAAAGAGAUCAACGGAGAAGAAUGGACAAAAAAAGCAGAAGAAACUGGAAGGAUUCAAUUGGAAACGUGGUCUUAG
This is a messenger RNA of Caenorhabditis sp. 36 PRJEB53466, 1858 nucleotides long. NCBI's taxonomy places the organism in Eukaryota, Metazoa, Nematoda, Chromadorea, Rhabditida, Rhabditidae. The record is from the annotation of a GenBank genome assembly.